Molecule: messenger RNA, 2328 nt
Organism: Vicia villosa (hairy vetch)
Lineage: Eukaryota; Viridiplantae; Streptophyta; Magnoliopsida; Fabales; Fabaceae
Product: zinc finger CCCH domain-containing protein 18-like
Exons: 7
Coding region: 368-1930 (520 amino acids)
Molecular function (GO): metal ion binding; RNA binding
Source: RefSeq, a predicted model, not a curated record
UUCCAAAAAAUAAAACAUUUUUAUAAAAAAUAUUUAAAGGUGUCACACUGUCACUGACCAACACAGUAGAAGAAUGAGUAAUGGUCAUCGAGUAUCAAGCAAAAAAUAAGCCAAAAAAUCAGUGAUAUUUGAACAAGUGGAAGUGUGAAAGAGUCAGAAACUCAGUGUUAAUGCUUAGAGUGUAGUAGUUCUUGAUUACUACCUAUAAAUAAUAGUGAGAGAAGAGCCAAAAAAAAAUCAUACUCAGUUGUUUUGUUUACAUUUUAAGGUUAAUGAUGGAAUGUGCAAGUGUUGACAAGCUUUCUGCUUGAAGCACUUGCAUUCUGUUUCUCUUAUUCUUCUGUUUUUGACAGUAACAAGACAAAGUAUGGAAAUUUCUGAGAGUACGAGGAUUCUUUUCGAGAAAAUUCAAAGAUAUGAGCCGGAGUAUGCUCUAAGGAUCAUUAGCAAUCUCCUUAGACAACAUGGAGAACAAGAGAUUGCUUACUUAGCUUCAUUGCCAGAUCAUGUGAUCUAUGAACUUUCUGUUAGAGCAAGGAUUGGACUUGAAAUGUUGGCUGCUCGAUCGGCAAUCUCGACCAUGGGAAAUCCUUCACCUGCAAGUUUCCAGGUUCAAUCUCCCUUUUACAAUAUGCAUGAUGGAAAUACUAGUUCAGAUUUUACUUCGGUAGGUUAUACGAAUUCCAUCACCGAUUUGUUCGGUUCGGAGAAUCAUCGAUAUGUAGAUAGUGUAAUAAAGUCUACAACAGCUAACUUUAAUCUCUAUAAUAAUAAUAAUUACUACUUAGGUUAUGUUUCAAGAGUUUCCGGUUUGAAUAGAAAAAACGGUAAAUUUCCAUUCAAAACAUGUUACUAUUUCAGCAAAGGAUUUUGUAGACAUGGAAAUAGUUGUAGGUUCUAUCAUAAUGGACAAGCUGUUUCUGAGCUCUACGGAAACGACAUUGCUGCCAACGACGAUGAUCAAGUGAUUUCGCUCGGUUCACUGGCGAAACUAGAGUCGGAAAUCGUUGAACUUUUGAAACAAAGAGGAAGCCCUAUUUCAAUUGCUUCACUUCCAAUGGCAUACUAUGAUAAGUACAAAAAGGCCUUACAGGCAGAAGGUUACCAAGCUGAGAGCCAGCGACAUGGUAAGUCGGGCUGCAAUUUGACGAGGCUGCUGAUUCGAUUGGGAAACAGCAUUCGGCUAAUCGACCGGCCUCAUGGGCAGCAUUCGGUGGUUUUGGCCGAAGAUGCGGCGAAAUUUAUGGGAAGGGCAGACUGUCAACAUAUUAGUGCAUCACAACAACUUUACUUGACAUUUCCAGCUGACAGCACUUUCUCUGAAGAUGAUGUAUCAAACUAUUUCAGAACUUUUGGGUGCGUUAUAGACGUAAGGAUUCCGUGUCAGUCAGAAAGGAUGUUUGGGUUUGUGACAUUUGUUUAUCCAGAAACUGUGAAAACAAUUCUGGAGGAGGGUAAUCCUCACUAUGUUCGUGGAUCGCGAGUUCUUGUGAAACCUUACAAGGAGAGGGCAAAACUUGUUGACAGGAAGUAUCCACAUCGAUUCGAGCACCAUGUUCGUCAUUCACCGGAAUAUGUAGACUUCGAUGCUGAAAUCACUUCAAGUCCAAUAGGUUGUGGAAAUACUCGGUAUCAGACAAGGCUUCAACUUGACGAGCAAAACCGAAUCUUUGAAUUGCAGAGAAGGCGUCUUGCAAUGUUGCAAGUUGCCCAAAGAUCUUUGUCUAGUCCACCGCAUUUAAGCCUCGACACGAAUGGAUCAAGAGUUUCAGACGAUAACCUCAAUGUCCAGCUCCAGCCCACCGAAUCUUUCAGUUAUGCACGAAAUGUCAUAGCCGAUAACUCUAACGAGGACAGCAGGGAAGGAGUGCACCAACCUGAAACCGCAUUUGCGUUUCGCAUAGAUACAGGAAUUUCAGCAAUCAUGUAGUUUUAGAGUCACAAGCAGGAGACUUAUAGAGUUACAAUAACUCAGAUUAGUCAGAGAAGGUUCUUUUUUCGUAACUCAGUUUAGACAAAGAAGGUGUUCUUACAUGUUAUUGAUAGAAUAGAAUAUUAUGACAGAUUAUAACAAAAUAUUCUAUUCUAUCAAUCAGUUAUAGUUUUUAGUUAGCUAUAGAAGGAAUAGUUAUUAGUUAGUAACAUCUUUUAUAAUAAAAUUCAUCACUGGAUGAAAGGAACUAUGCGAUAUUUUAGGCGAUUCAGAAUAAAGAAGGAGAAUAUCUUAGCUAGGAAAGCCUUAUUGUCAUCUGAAAAGGCAAAACUGUUUUCUAUGUAAGGGUUUACUUGAUGUUUAGUUAAUUUAAUAUAUGCAGCAUUUGAUGUCUU